AUAGCGGGUUUGGGUUUAAAUGUCAACUCGGGUCCUAGAUAUGAUGACUACUCAGUGAAUUCUUAUUAUCUAGCGGUAAAACUUAAGUGCAGGUUCAAACAAACAAAAACACAAAGCAAGUUAAACGGUUGUUUCAAGUCGAGAGAGGUCACCCGGAUAUGGUUCCCCCUAGACUGCAGUUAAGCCGGAUUGCAAUUACCAAGUUCAGUUUCUAUGAUAGUUAUACUGCGGAAAGUUCUUAAACAGUCUGAAGUGUCGACUAAAGGUCUCCAGACCCUCUUAAUCUGAGUCUCCAGCGGGCGACUAACCUCCACCGGAGUAAACAGAGUGAGGCCCUAAUGAACUAAACCUCCACUACCGAAUUGAAUUCGGUACAGAAUAGCGAAUUGGCUCCUCGACUAAAGUUACCAAUUCGCCACCUUCAAUUAAGGGUGCUCUAUCAACCUAGGUAGAUAUUCUCAUUCUAGGUUAAAGCAAAAACAACAGGAAUUUGAUCAGGAUUCAAGCCAUUCAAACAUUCAAGCCUCAAUCGAAUAUAAUCAACUCAUGAAAUCUGUACUUGGGUUCAUACAAUCAGACCUAACAUACAAAUCUAGGGUUCUCCAUACCCAGAUGAAUGGGAAAACUACUCCAUGGAGAGAGAAGCAAAAGCAGAUUCAGAUGCGGAAAACAUACUGUGAAGGAUGGGUUUCAGCUCCUGGUUGUCAAUUGGCACUUCUCCAAGCUCAAGCCGGGCUCCAAUGGUGAUGAAGAUCAAGCUAUGGCACUUGGGAACUCUGGUUCGUCGCUUUCUCUCUCUAGGAAUCGCUCUGUCUCUCUAAAACUCGGAACCCUUGAUUUUUGGCCUUCUUUUCCUUUAAAAGGCUGACUGUCGCGAUACCCGGUCGAAAUACCCGGUCGGGUAUUUUGGGUCUCGACCGGGUAUAAUUGAAACGCGCGUUUAAGAGAAGAGAAAAAUCCCCGGUCUUCUCUAAGAAUCCCCGACCGGGGAUUUAUGUUUCACGACCGGGACCCCUUCUGUUUCUCAGAUGCCAAAAACGAUAAAUACCCGGUCGGGUAUUUGAGCCCAUGACCGGGUAUUUUCCUCCUGCAGCACACUUCGACCCAACUUCGCUCUUUUCGACCCAAAACUCGUUUCCUCGCCUCGAUUCCAACGCCGGGCCCUGAAAUAUGACAUAAACGCACAACCUCGCGUGAAAUCGGCUUAAAACACGAGAAUCAACCUCUCAAACGGCUCAAGAAUAGUGGUAAAAACAGGUGUAAUUAUUGGUCUAUCAAUAUGGAUAUUACUUCUAUGAUGUUAGUUCUGUGAUGUCCAUAUAUUAAACAUAUUAUGCAUGGAUAUUUGUCCUUCAUUUUUGGAUAUUUGUCAGCUUUUUAUUGGAUAUUUUUCUAUGUUUACCGGAUAUUUAUAUGUGCUUUAGGGAUUUUGCAUAAUGGAAGACAAGGAGCACUCAUUGCGGCUAAUCUCUUACUCUGGCACUAUAAUGCCCAUGUAGUUGGGAUUAGACAUGGGGUAUUUGGGAUUCAAUUUGUUGAUGAUGUGGAUUCUAGUAUGCAAUUGGUUGUCCAGAUAUUAGUUAUCUCCCCCCAAUCAGGAUAUUACUCUGCCAUGUAUGGAUAUUAGUGUCCUGAUAUUUGUUAUGUGAGGUCAAGAUAUUUGUUAAAUGAUUCCUUCGAUAUUGCUCUGUUUGUAAUGUUAUAAUUGUCAUGUCUUAAUUGCUUUAAAUACUAGUUGUAUUGAGUGUUGAUUAUGGUUUUGCAUACUUGAAAACCAGUGUUUUGUUAUGGAAUACAUUUUGUGAUUUGGGGAUGCUAAAUACUAGUUCAUUUCAACAAUGAUACAAAUUAAGUAGAUAAAUAUCCAAACAAAACAAAUAUUCAAACAACACAGACUAAUGUCUAACCAUCACAUACUAAUAUCCAUUCAUACAAAACAAAUAUCCAAACCACCCAAGCUAAUAUCUGAACGUCGCAAACUAAUAUCCGUUCACCAUAACAACUAUCCACAUCCCAAAAAUGGCAUGAUCGAAACGUGGAGGGCUUGGAGGGAUAUGAUCAAAAAUAUUAUCGAAAGUUUGGCCAAGCAAGACAACAUUUGAACUAUUCCUUUUUCAUUUUUGUGGUUGUACUUUUACGGAUUUUAGAUUAUGAGAUUGCAAAGUUGGAAUGACACUGAAUAGUAGUUGUAUCGCGGUUUGUCGAAAAACGACUUUUUUGUUAUGGAUAUGUUUAAACUAAGGAUUUUGCUACGGUGACAUGCAUGUCACCGUGACAUGGACUUUUCGGUCAACCUAAUCCAACAUGCGGUCGACCAGACUGACUAAUUCAUGUAUGUGAGGUUCCGAGACGCGGUCGACCUCUUACAUAAUAUGGUCGACCUCUUUGGUGGACUAACAGAAUGAAAGAUCGACCCAAAUACCUCAUAGGGCGACCAUUGUGCACCUAACAGGUCGACCGCAUUAGAAAGCGGUCGACCGCAUUCACACCGUAUCUGUAUUAGACAAGGAUUCCAACACCAGAAAGGUUCCACAAUUGGACAAGAAAACGAAUUGGGUCGA
Linum trigynum is the source of this 2561-nucleotide messenger RNA. NCBI's taxonomy places the organism in Eukaryota, Viridiplantae, Streptophyta, Magnoliopsida, Malpighiales, Linaceae. The record is from the annotation of a GenBank genome assembly.